AACAACAAGUUGUAGCGAAGUAAAUAUUUUGAAAAUAUAAAGAGAAAUAUUGGCAAAAACAUGGAUAAAGUACCACCAAAAACUAAAAAAUUUAAAGGCGCGUCCAAGGAAGAUCUAGAAAAAAUAGACAAAAACGAACUCAUUGAAAGAAUAAUACAGUUAGAAGCUCACAAUCUACAAUUGAAAAAUAUUAUUAGUAAAAACCUGUCAGGGGAGCAUGAAGAUGCUAAAAAUGAUAAAAAUAAUAAACGUUCAUUUGAUUUCUCAAAAUGUCAUUACCGCAAAGUACUCAUUCGCAUACUCUACUUCGGCUGGGACUACCAAGGACUUGCGGUACAAGAAGAUAGCAAUCAGACGAUUGAACACCAUCUCUUCCACGCACUGACCAAAUCCUGCCUGAUACAGAGUCGGGAGAUGUCUCAGUACCACCGUUGUGGACGGACGGACAAAGGUGUUAGUGCUUUUGGUCAGGUUAUAUCAAUAACAUUACGAAGCAAAUUCUCACCAGAAGAACACAAGACGCAAACUUUGGAUUCCGAAAUGCAGUAUUGCAAGAUAUUAAACCGAUUAUUGCCAAAAGACAUCCGGGCUGUGGCGUGGAUGCCAAUACCUGAUGAUAGACCAGAGUUCAGUGCUCGAUUCGAUUGUGAGAAACGCCAUUACAAAUACUACUUUCCCCGUUCAAACCUCAACUUACAAUCUAUGCGACAAGCCGCCAACUACUUAGUCGGCUCCCACGACUUCCGCCAUCUUUGCAAGAUGGACGUCGGGAACGGCGUCACGGAGUUUAGGAGAAAUGUGCUCGGAGCGGAUAUUUUGGCUGUGGAGGAAGAAAAUGAUGACCCAACAACAAUGUACUGCCUGGUUAUACAGGGUAACGCAUUCCUCUGGCAUCAGAUCCGGUGUAUCAUGGCGGUUUUAUUACUGGUGGGACAGGGUCUGGAGUCACCGGAUAUCGUGAAGGAAUUACUGGACGUAGAUACCCAUCCUAGAAAACCACAAUACAGCAUGGCGUUGGACAUUCCCCUGAACCUGUUCCACUGUUCAUAUCCCCUGGAGUUGUCACAACCCUGGCAUUACGAUGUGGAUGAGUUGCGGAAUACAAUUUCUCAGUUACAAGCCGAGUGGACGGUGCAGAAUGUCAAAUCAACAAUGAUAAAGGACACACUCAAACAGUUGGAAUCGGCAUAUUGCAAAUGUGCAAGGGAGACGGGUAGCGUUGAGAGUGUGAUGGCAUAUGCAGAUUGUCUGACACAAGGCGUCAAGUCCAAGGUUUACACGCCUUUGUUGAAGCGGGAGACGUGUUCGAGUCUAGAAGAAAUGAUAGAGUUCUACAAAAAGAAAAGGAAACUUAAUUAAUUUUAAUUAAGAUUCCCUGAUCAUCAAAUCGUAGACGUUCUAGCAAAAGGUCUGGUCAAGAGUACUCGAAACCGACGAGCAGGAUCGUGGCAAGUGGAAGGAUCUGGUCUCUGCCCACCCCAUCGGGAAAGUGGCGU
Molecule: messenger RNA, 1496 nt
Organism: Amyelois transitella
Lineage: Eukaryota; Metazoa; Arthropoda; Insecta; Lepidoptera; Pyralidae
Product: tRNA pseudouridine(38/39) synthase
Exons: 9
Coding region: 61-1359 (432 amino acids)
Biological process (GO): tRNA pseudouridine synthesis; mRNA pseudouridine synthesis
Cellular component (GO): cytoplasm; nucleus
Molecular function (GO): RNA binding; pseudouridine synthase activity
Source: RefSeq, a predicted model, not a curated record